Messenger RNA from Blepharisma stoltei, 4196 nucleotides. The record is from the annotation of a GenBank genome assembly. NCBI's taxonomy places the organism in Eukaryota, Ciliophora, Heterotrichea, Heterotrichida, Blepharismidae.
AUGAGCAAGCCACUCCAUUAUUACCAAGGAGAUAAUACUUUCUAUCCAUCAGGACAAGAGAGAGAUGUUACUUCAAUGAGCUUCCGCCAACAAAUUAUUUACCUCAUGCAGCAAACACGUGAUGAGCAGCCUCGGUCACAAAGGAUCUCGUUAGAAGAAGAUGUAGAUGAGCUAUUCUCAUUUUUUAUUAAAUAAUUUUACCAUUAAUUAUACAAUUUACCUUAAUUUUUAUAAAAAAAUAAUAAUUAUCCCUAAUUUUAUUAAUAAAAACCAUAAAUUUACAGUAUAAACGAAUAUUUACUUCAAGAGAAAAUUAGAGUAAGCCAUAUAUAGAACACCCUCCCUAGCCCUUCAAAACAAGCCUUACGAAAUAAGUAUAUUGAAGAAGCUUGCAAAGUUUUUAAACUGAUUAAAAAAAGUGUAUAUGCAGAGAGAAAACCUAUAAAAUUGGGAUCCAACGAGAUCAUGGUGUGCACCUGUAAGCAGCCUUAUCGCAUUCCAGAAGGCAAACAUGCUGGAAAGCUUACGAUCGCAUGUGGCCGCACUUGUUUGAAUAGAGUUAUCAGUACUGAAUGCUACUUGGGCAGUUGCCCGCUCGGUGAACUUUGCACAAAUAGAAGAUUUCAGCUUCAGCAGCAUGCCCAAGUUUAUCCGAUUAAAACAGAAAACCGUGGGUGGGGGUUGGCAGCAGGGCAGUUUAUUAAAAAAGGUACUUUUGUAAUCCAGUAUCUUGGUGAAAUAUAUUCAAUAGACUCGCCUAUCGGAAUCAAAAGACUUGAAAAGUAUAGAGGAAAGGAGUGCACCUACCUGAUGUCAACUUCACACAAUGAAGUAAUAGAUCCUACCAAAAAGGGAAACCUAGCUAGAUUUAUAAAUCAUUCAUGUGAGCCUAAUUGUGAAACACAGAAGUGGAACGUCUUACUCCGUGAGCGAACAAAACCAUUAGAAAAAUCGUUAUUUUUUGCUUAAAAACCCACCCUCAACAAAAAUUAUUUAUGGGAAAAAAAUUGAUAUAUAAGUGAUAAUUAGUAUAAUGAAAUCUCGAGCUAAUUCUGUUUAAUUUUAAACAAAUUGCGUUUUAAAACAUAAAAUUUUACUAAUUAAAUUAAUAUUUUGAUUUACAAAUUUUUGCGAAGUAGGAUUUUUUUAAAUUUGAAAAAAAAAAUUCUAUAAAAUUUCUAUAUAAUUUUUUUUUUUAAAAUAAAAAUAUUAAUCCCGCUCCGAAAGCGAACAUAUAUUUUUGUUUGCUCAUGGAGAGGGAGUUAGGAGAAAUAUGUGUCGGGAUUUUCGCAAAGAGAGAUAUAUAUGAAGAUGAAGAAUUGACUUUUGAUUAUAUAUUUGGCUUAAUCAAAUUCGAAAUUAUUUUGCUAAAUAAUAUAUAAAUUUUAAUAGAAAAAUAGGAAAUUUUGCAUCCCUAUCAUCCUAAAAAAUUAUUAUAAACCAAAAUAGGUUUGAUACACACAAAACAUCACUGACCAAGUGCUUAUGUGGAGCUGCAAAGUGCAGAAAGUACUUAGGACUGAUCCCUUCAGAUUACCAAUCUUCUGAAGAUUGACUUAAAAGGCUUGAUAAGAUGAAAUGCAGCAUUUGCAAAAAAAGCAGCGAAGAAGACGAGUAUUUAGUCCUAUGUGAUGGCUGUAACAAAGGAUGGCAUAUAUAUUGCUUAAAACCGCCGCUUGAGGAAAUUCCAAGUGGAGAAUGGAUGUGCCAAAAAUGCACAUUAAAACAUAAGCCUAAAGGAGAAAAAAAGCCAAAAAAAGAAAAAUCCCCAGAACUUAUAGAAGAUCUUAUUAAAAAAAUUGAGCCACCACAAGAAAUCCUUAUGAUGGUAGAAAAAAGGACAUUAGAUGCUCUCAGGAAUCAUUUAGAUGAUAUUUUAGAAAAAGAUGUAAAGCUUUUUUGGGGAAAAUGUAAUGACCAAGGACAAUAUGAAGUCACUAUAAGAGGAGCGAAUUCUCAGUAUGUAGAAAUGUUUAUUGAGCAGCUGUCACAAGAGGUGAAGCCUGAAGUGCAAGUGCCUGACGAAAUUACUGAGAUUGAGCUGAAGGUAGAAGCUCUUUAUUUGAAAAAACUUGUGAAAUCAUUUUCUAAUAUGCAGCAUAAAGGUAUGAUUUUUUAAUAAAAUUGACUAUGGAUAUUAAUACUAUAUUAAAUAUUGUUUUUAAAAAUAUUGAACCUGCACUAUGAGAUUUCUAAUUAAUUCAGCCUAAAAGAGAAUAAUAUAUCUUACGACCAGACGCUAUUGACUGAUGAUAUCUAUCCCUUAGACAAACUUACCAGCAUAUAUAUUUCAGGACACAGACAAAGUAUUGAAGGAUUUGCAGAAGAAAUUUUGAAUAUUUUAGACACAUUUCAGACCUCUACCAUUUAUUUUUCGAUAACUGAAGCUUCGAUACUGAUGAGGAAUAUAAUUAACUUCAAAAAUUUAUUACAUCCGGCUGAAAUUAGAGUAUCAAAAGAGCAAGUUACCAACGAAUCUCCCCACCCAUUUUAUUUUUAUUCAAGACUAGAAAGAAAAGUUGUAUUAAUAGGAACAGAAAAGUAAUUUUUAUUUACUCCCUACCUUUAAAUUGGAACAAAAUAUCCUGUUUUAAUUUAAAGGGCUUUAUUGUUUUUCUAAAAAAAAAUUAUAUUGAAUAUUUCUUGAUAAAAUAGCAUUUAUAAAGUUUUGAAAAAUUAAAAAAUACAAAAAAUUAAGUGUGAAAACUGUUAAAUAAUAUUCUACUCGCAUUUUUUCCAUUAAAUUAUGUUAAAUUAAUUUUAUUUCAAUUUAUCAAAUUUUUUAUAUUAAAAAAAAAUUACUUCAAUGUACCAAAAAUGGAAAUUUUGUUCGGGGAGUUAGGGAAAUUGAUGAAGCUUGUAGAGUGAUCACAGCAUGGUUCAAUCAGCAGCUUAAAGGAGAACAGGAGCACUCAUUCAAUUUUAUACUUCCAGUUAAAGUGUGCAAAUAUCUAAAUCGAUACAAAAUGGGAAAGAAAUAUUUAAAUCCCAAAACAUUUUUAAAUGUAAUAAUUUUUUUUUACUUUUGAUAAAUAAGAAAUUUUAUUGAAAAAAAAUUAUAAAGACUAUCACUAAUAGAAUGAAACCAUAAAAUGGACAUCAUCAAAGAGCUAAACCAAAUGCAUGCAUUUGUCAUACCUUUAAUCAAAUUUUUCGAACCACUGCCACCAAGGAAGUACCUCACAGUUUACAUUGUUGGAACAUGAAAACAAAUAAUAGCAGCAAAAAUAAAAAUUAUUGAAAUAGCAGAUAACUAUACAGAAAACAAUGAAAUCAAUAAAUUUUUUUCUUUUGUUACAGCUCAAAUGUUUCGCCAUAUUAUUAAAAACACAGCAAAGUUUAUUCAUGCAAUGGAGAAAAGAUUUUUCAGCAGAAAUGCUCAGGAAUUAGAAGUUUGAAAAUAUUGCCCACAAAGGCACUAUAUUCUUGGAUUUUGGGAUGUAUAUUCCGCUGAACUGUUGUGUGGUGAGCAAGGGAAUGAGAAGAUAGAAUCAUUUAGAAGCCAAGUCCUUAUUUUUCCAAUGAAAAUAUUUAAUUAAAAUUUAACUGCAAAAUAUAAUAAAAAAAAUUUAUUAUUAUUUUUAAGGAUGAAGGCUAGUCAUUUAUUAGAAGACGCAGAUACACUAAUUAACUUGCUUAGACUUUCAGGCAGCGAAAGUCAAAUGCAAUAUCUUAUAGAAACCAGAUGGAAAAUCACUCUAGAAGAAGCUCUCCAGUUCGGCAUCAAUUUUUUCACAAGUUUUAACAAAAAAUUUGAAGGCAAUGGAAAAAUGGGAUACGUGAACAACAGUCUUGAAGAGCUGAAAAAUCAAUUAAUUGAUAUGAGCGAAGAUGAGCAAUGAGAAGAAAACGACCGUUUUAAAAUUAUAGAUAAGGCCAUGAGAGAAAUAGACCAAGAUAUUUCUUUUAAAUCUUUUACAGCUCUUCCUACCAGCUAUGGUGUAGACUAUGAUAACUCAGCUCCAUCUCCUGAUGUCGAAAGCAGACUUAGCAAUUUUUUUACGUCUUUACAGCAAAGGAAAUUUAUUAUGGGCGAUGAAAACCCUUAUCCACAAAUAAUUGAACCUACUCUAGUAAAUCCUGAAGUUAGAGACAAUGCUGAUAUUGUUGUUGGGUGCUCAAAACACUCCAGAAAUUUUCUUUAUGUGGUUUUCCCUGAGAAAGCUCGAACAUUAGGCAUUCAAAAUUUGAGGUAA